AUGAAGUGCGAUGGCGUACAGCCAGUCUGCGGCUUCUGUCAGCGGAAUAGGACUGAGUGUAAUUUUGCGCACGAGGAGAACAAGCGCAGACCUCCGAGCAAGAAGUUUGUUGAAUCGCUGCAAGCGAGGAUACGUCACCUCGAAGAGCAGCUAGCAGCAGCCGAGUCUCGAGCAACUGCCGAAGUUCCAUCUUGUGACACCAUCAACGACACCACAGACGUCCAGUCGGAUCUCACUGCGCCCAACGAAGAUGGAGAGGACCCCCUUUCCAACAUCACUGCCCUAGUGGGACGCCUCAACGUCGCAGACGACGGCCAACUCCAUUACUUCGGGUCACAAAGCUCAUACAAUCUCCUCAAAAAGCAUGCCGAUGAUGUGGCCUCUCUGGAGCCGUCUUUGAAAAUGCAAAGACAGGGCUUAGCUGCCGCUGCGCAGCUCGACAAACUCGUCGCCAUCCCCGCUGAGCUUCAGCAGCACCUCCUAGAGCUCUACUGGCAGUGGCAGAAUCCUUGGAACUAUGUGAUCCACAAGGGCGCCUUCAUGAAGAGCUUUAGAGGUGAGGAUGAUGGCCGACACUGUUCUCCUCUUCUGCUGUCCUCCAUCUUCGCUAUUGCCGCUAGAUAUUCGGAUCGAGCCGAACUGCGUUCGAUACCGGAUGAUCCAAGCACGGCUGGUGACGCCUUUUGUGACCAAGCCAAGAUUCUGCUUCUUUAUGAAAGCGAGGCGCCAACCAUCACUACGGUCCAGGCCGCGUGCAUCUUGGCGCUUCGCAUCAUGUCAGAUGGCAAGGAAGCUCUCGGCUGGCUCUAUGCAGGCAAUGCUACGAGAAUGGCUCACAACCUUGGCCUCCAUGUUGAUCUGUCCGAUUGGACGUCCAAUACGCCCAUGUCCCCAGAGGAAGUUGAGGCGAGAAAGGUCACAUGGUGGGGGUGCUAUGUGGUAGACAAUUAUGCUCCAAAUAGCAAGCUUUCGUCCCAUGAAAUGGAGACCAUGAGCCUGCCACCAGCACUCACGGGGGCGAAGACAACGAGCAUGCAGCAGCGUGUAGACAUUCCGCGACAGAAAUCACAAGGCUGCUUCGACUAUACAAGCAGCAUUAUACUCUGGUAUGUCAUCUGCACCACCCGUGGCACCCCAUGA
Messenger RNA from Verticillium nonalfalfae, 1140 nucleotides. RefSeq lists its product as uncharacterized. The transcript is spliced from 5 exons. Gene Ontology annotation, molecular function: DNA binding; zinc ion binding; DNA-binding transcription factor activity, RNA polymerase II-specific. The record is from RefSeq and is a predicted model, not a curated record. Gene Ontology annotation, biological process: DNA-templated transcription; regulation of DNA-templated transcription. Lineage: Eukaryota; Fungi; Ascomycota; Sordariomycetes; Glomerellales; Plectosphaerellaceae. Bases 1 to 1140 code for a protein of 379 amino acids.